Molecule: messenger RNA, 2754 nt
Organism: Paramecium tetraurelia
Lineage: Eukaryota; Ciliophora; Oligohymenophorea; Peniculida; Parameciidae
Exons: 6
Cellular component (GO): membrane
Source: RefSeq, a predicted model, not a curated record
AUGUCUAGUGUUUGUGAUUUGCAUGACAGUGACAGGCAUAAUGUCCUUGGGACUAUACAAUCUGACUGUGUUGACAGAUCCUUAGUUUAAAAUAUUUAAUAAUAUUUUUUAGCAUUAUGGGUAUCAUCAAGCAGCAGAACCUAUCAGGAAUAGGAGAGUUCUGCAGAAAAUUAUGGUCCUUUCUACAGAACCAAUUAAUUUAUACUGGCAUAUUAAAAUGAGGAUUGGGUGAAUGUAUUUCAAAAGGAUGGAUUAAAAGUGAUCUACUUUUUAUAGAACAUCAUAAGAAACAGAAAGGUGUUGAUAGGCGGGAAGAACACAACUCUGGAUGAUUUGUGCUACAGACCAAUAUCUGCAAAAGGGUGCUAUGUGCCAAGUCCAAUGGAUAUAUGGUUACAGGAUCCUUCCCUAUUAGAAAAAGACGAGGACAUUCAAUUCACAACUCUGUGCACAGAAUCAAUUGAUGUGAACCAAACGAAUAUCCCUUGCAGUGACAAGAAUGGAAUUCCCAUUAUUUUGGAAUCAGUAUUUGGUGGAAUAGAUUGUGAAGAAAGAGCAAAUGACACUCAGCCAUGUGACCAUUGUUACAUACAAGCCAAGACUAUGGCAGUAACUUAUUUAUUGAUGAACGAUGAAUUCACCAAGAAAGAUGCUGAAUAGUGGGAGAAGGAAGUUUGGAUGGAUACUUUGGAUGCCUUGAAUAAGAGAGAAUAUGCUAAACUAUACAAGUACUACGAUAAAACCUUAAUGCCUGCUCCUCGUGAAUAACUGUUAGACCAAUAUAGAGUGGCAUUUAUGGCAGAGAGAUCAGUCUCAGAUGAAAUAGAUGAUGAGACCAAUCAAAAUGCUUGGAUUGUAGUUGUUUCCUACUUUAUGAUGUUUAUGUAUAUUGGUUUUGCCAUUGGUCAAUUUCCAAGUAAGAUCUAUAACGGAUUUACAUUGGGUUUGGGUGGUAUCUUCAUAGUGGCUGUCUCCAUGAUCAGCAGUAUCGGAAUGGUCUCCUACUUCAGCAUCGGUUUGACAAUGAUCAGUUUAGAAGUUAUUCCUUUCCUUAUUUUGGCUAUCGGAGUUGACAACAUGUUCAUCAUUACUCACAACUACAAAAAGUAGAAGCAUCCAACUGUGCCUGAGAGAAUGGGACAUACAUUAAAGUAAGUAGGUCCCAGUAUCACAAUCGCAGCCAUUUGUGAGACACUCGCUUUCUUAGUAGGUUCAUUAACCAAGAUGCCAGCACUAUAAUCCUUCUGCAUUUAAGCAGCAGUCGGUGUAUUUAUUGAUUAUCUGUUGUAAAUCACUAUGUUUGUGGCCUUCCUCACCUUGGAUGAAUAAAGAAAGAAGCACAAAAGAUACGAUUUAAUGAUUUGCAAAUAGGACCCAAAUUAUGCAAUCAAAGAAGACAGAAAGCUGAUUCAAACAUUCUUCAAAAAACACUACUCUCCAUUUAUAUAGAAACCAGCCUGUGUGAUUACUACUAUAGUCAUCUUUGUAGCCUUAUUUGCCAUCAGUUGUGUGGGAAUAACCAAAUUAGAGGUUGGUUUAGAUGAAUAAGUGUCAAUGGUUGAAGGAUCAAAUCUAUUCAAUUAUAUGACUCUGGAGAAGAAGUACAUUGAAAUCGGACCUUUGGCUUAUUUAAUUUUAGAGAAUCUAGAUUAUUAAAAUCAACAUGAUCUAGAAUUGGUUGCCAAUUUGUCCAAUUCAUUAUCUUAAUUGAAUGAAACAGUUCAACCUCCCAUUUACAGUUGGGUGGCAUCUUUCAACCUCUUUAUUAGAGAGAAGGCAGAAUGGACAUAAGCUUGUGAAACAUAGGAUAUUGCACUCUAUGACUUACCUACUCAAUUGAAGAGAUUCUUGGGAGUCAGAAUCAAUUCUCCAUGUUGUCAAAGAUUCGGUAUUUGCGGUGAAACUUUCGAAGCUGAUAUCGUAUUGAAUGAAUAAGGUUAUGUCAAAACCAGUAGACUCAGAUUUUAACAUAGACCUAUUCAUAAUUCAGCAGGAUAUAUACUAUCCUUAGAAUAAACCAGACAAGUCAUUGAUAAAGUAGUUAAGGAUGCCAAUCUUAAAGAAAAUCAGAAGGUCUAUCCUUAUUCAAUGCCAUAUGUUUUCUACGAUCAAUAUUCCUACAUUCGUGCUGUUGCUAUAACAAAUGUGCUCCUUGCCUUAGCCACUAUCUUCUUCACUAUGACACUUGUUUAAGAUGUUGUUUGUGCUAUCAUAGUGGUGUUGUUUGUGUUUUUGAUUGCAUUCAAUCUCAUUGGAACUAUCUGGCUAACCAAUGUUAUCUUCGGAGGUUUUGUGAUUGAAAUUAAUGCAGUGAGUGUUGUUAACUUGGUUACUUGUAUAGGUCUUGCUGUUGAGUUUGUAGCUCAUAUUGUUAUCAAAUUCAGAUUGUGUGACGGUAAAAGAUGGGAGAGAGUUACUGGAGCUAUGUCAACUAUGGGAACUUCAGUCUUCGUAGGCAUUGCUUGCACUAAAUUCAUCGGAGUGGCUGUCCUUGGAUUUGCUCCAUCUACUCUUUUUAAACUUUACUAUUUCAGAAUGUACAUUUUGAUGGUCGUUUUGGGUGCUUUUAAUGGUUUAGUAUUACUGCCAAUAUUCUUGGGUCUAUUUGGACCAUAGUUCAGUAUUAUGAAUGUCAGAGUUAAAUCUCUCAUAAAUUAAUCAGAUGGACCUAGCAAUUCAUCCUAAGCUAAAAAGAGGCCAAGUUACGGUUGAAAUUGUAAUAUGUUAAAAUUAUAUAAAUUUGAAUUUUAAUUA